CUUUGGCUCUGCAGUACGUAUUUCUCGCCCCAUUUAAGAGAAGUAUUCUGCAAUCCCAAAGAGUCAUUAAUAAAAUUAAAGAACAUAAAAAGAAAUAAAAUAUGGCUCGCAAGGUGGUUGUUUUUGCUCUACUCUUCGUCGCCCUUGCUGGGUUGGCUUCCGCGGCCACCGCCCCAAAAGGCUCCCCGUCGUCCUCCCCAUCCUCCGCCCCUGCGGGGGCCCCGAAAAAAGCCGGCUCCCCGUCCAGGGCUCCCUCGUCAAAGGCCCGGGCAGGGUCUCCGUCGAAGGCCCGGGCAGGGACUCCGUCAAAGGCCCCGGCGGGGUCUCCGUCAAAGGCCCCGGCCGGAUCACCGUCUGAAGGCCCUGCUGGAUCCCCGUCUGAAGGCCCGGCCGCCGCUGAAUCUCCGUCUGAAGGCCCGGCCGGAUCUCCGUCAGAAGGCCCCGCUGCGGGCGCACCUGACUCUGACUCCCCCGCGGGGUCCCCGGAUUCGGAUCCCUCAUCACCACCAAAACCCGCUUUAGGGCCGUCAGAUGACUACGACGAUUCGGAAGAAGGACCUGCCGAGGCUCCCUUAGAUGACUACGAUGGCGCCGCUGCUUUGAAGGUAUCGGCAGUUGUCGGAGCUGCCGCCGUCGUCGGGUUCUUCCUGUGACCGAAUGAGACCACCGGUGGUUGUUCGUUCUACACAGUACGUAGUUAGUUGUUUCUUGUUAGUCAUGCAUCAUGCAUUAUUAACGUUUUUGGUAUACCUUUUGGCUUUUGCAUAUGUAAGGGGAGAACCAAUUAAUAUUCAAAGAUUAAAUUUUGUUCUGGUGA
Messenger RNA from Ipomoea nil (Japanese morning glory), 817 nucleotides. RefSeq names its product classical arabinogalactan protein 11-like. The coding region runs from base 102 to 653 and encodes 183 amino acids. The transcript has a single exon. Lineage: Eukaryota; Viridiplantae; Streptophyta; Magnoliopsida; Solanales; Convolvulaceae. The record is from RefSeq and is a predicted model, not a curated record.